CCAAACAACAAAUAUGCUUAUGUUAUUUCAACUAUCGAUGUUAUCGUUGUCGUUCAUCGAUUAAUGUCAGGCGUUGAUACCUCACCAACACCUAACCAAUCCUAUCCGUUGUCCGCAAAGAACUCAUCUCGACCGUUAGCUGACGCAACUCUCGGAGAAGAUUCUCAGGUGCAUGAUGCUUUCAUCCAACAUCUCGUUGUUAAACAACCUCAUCAACAACGUGGCUCGAGACGAUCGAACACAAACUAUACGCCUUCCGUUGGUUCUGUUAUCGAUCGGACGCCGUCUAGUUUGCUUGAACUGAAACAGCAGCGUCUAUUGGCAGCUGCUGAUCGUAAAAAACGUAUUAUCGCUCGAAUUAUUAGUAUUGUCGGACUUUUGAUUAUUCUUCUUUGUGCUGCAAUCGUUACAUUAACGCUGAAAAUGGCUCCGAAAAUUGAUGAACUCGUACGCACUAAAGCCGGUCCAUAUCAAUUUAUGCAUUUUGGUUCUAGAAUGACUACGCCAACCGUAGCAUCCUCAUCGACAACAGCAUCACUCACUACAACAACAACAGCAGCAGCAACGAUAUCAACAAUUCGUCAAGAUAAUCAUACAAUCAACGGAUCUGUCAUAGAAAAAUCGCUUUUCCGAACUCGACGGAAACCGUUCCUAUAA
This is a messenger RNA of Adineta ricciae, 657 nucleotides long. The record is from the annotation of a GenBank genome assembly. NCBI's taxonomy places the organism in Eukaryota, Metazoa, Rotifera, Eurotatoria, Adinetida, Adinetidae.